Lottia gigantea (owl limpet) is the source of this 747-nucleotide messenger RNA. RefSeq lists its product as hypothetical. The transcript has a single exon. The record is from RefSeq and is a predicted model, not a curated record. Lineage: Eukaryota; Metazoa; Mollusca; Gastropoda; Lottiidae. The annotation marks the transcript as partial.
ACAUACAAGAUUGAGACCCUUCCACCUAGCUCUAAACUUUUAUUUACAUACAAGAUUGAGUCCCUUCCACCUAGCUCUAAACUUUUACUUACAUACAAGAUUGAGCUCCUUCCUCCUAGCACUAAACUUUUACUUACAUACAAGAUUGAGCCCCUUCCACCUAGCUCUAAACUUUUACUUACAUACAAGAUUGAGCUCCUUCCUCCUAGCACUAAACUUUUACUUACAUACAAGAUUGAGCCCCUUCCACCUAGCUCUAAACUUUUACUUACAUACAAGAUUGAGCUCCUUCCUCCUAGCUCUAAACUUUUACUUACAUACAAGAUUGAGCUUCUUCCAUCUAGCUCUAAACUUUUACUUACAUACAAGAUUGGGCUCCUUCCUCCUAGCUCUAAACUUUUAUUUACAUACAAGAUUGAACCCCUUCCACCUAGCUCUAAACUUUUACUUACAUACAAGAUUGAGUCCCUUCCACCUAGCUCUAAACUUUUACAUACAUACAAGAUUGAGCUUCUUCCAUCUAGCUCUAAACUUUUACUUACAUACAAGAUUGGGCUCCUUCCUCCUAGCUCUAAACUUUUACUUACAUACAAGAUUGAGCCCCUUCCACCUAGCUCUAAACUUUUACUUAUAUACAAGAUUGAGUCCCUUCCACCUAGCUCUAAACUUUUACUUACAUACAAGAUUGAGCUCUUCCAACUAGCUCUAAACUUUUACUUGCAUACCAGAUUGAGCUCUUCCAACUAG